Podarcis muralis (Common wall lizard) is the source of this 3748-nucleotide messenger RNA. RefSeq names its product cell division cycle 25A (gene CDC25A). Gene Ontology annotation, biological process: positive regulation of G2/M transition of mitotic cell cycle; protein dephosphorylation; positive regulation of G2/MI transition of meiotic cell cycle. Lineage: Eukaryota; Metazoa; Chordata; Lepidosauria; Squamata; Lacertidae. Gene Ontology annotation, molecular function: protein tyrosine phosphatase activity. Gene Ontology annotation, cellular component: nucleus; cytoplasm. The record is from RefSeq and is a predicted model, not a curated record.
GCGGGGCCUCGCCGCUCUUUCUCUAAUGCGCGCGCGCUCUUUCGGUUUGCUCCGCGUUCCAGGCCGAGGCGACGUCGACGGCGAGGCUCAUUCCGCCUCACAGCGCUGAGGCGGCAAGAAGCAGGGGGUCUUCGCUGCCGCCGGACUGACUGACUCCCCCCCCAGCCUCGCCUCAUGGAGCCCGGCGGCCUUGCCCCGCCGAGGCUCUCUCACCGCCGCCGCCUCCUCCUGCAGGACCAGCCGCGCUGCCCCGCUCCGCAGGGUCGCGGAGGCCUCCCCGAACCCGCCGGCCUCGCUCGCGCCGCCGACCGCCGGAGGAGCCUGGGCUGCGGCGGCUCAAGUGAAAAUUGUGUACAAACGUCGGAAGAAAAGAAUGUCAAUCUGCAAAGGACGUCGUCUUCUGAAUCUACAGAUUCUGGUUGCUGUAUGGAUUCUCCUACACAGCUCGGCAUGAAAAACCUUGAUGAAAUUUUUAGAGUACCCAUGCGAAGAAUGCACUCCCUCCCGCAGAGCCUUUUGGGAUGCAGCCCUGCUCUGAAGAGGAGCCACUUAGAUUUGCUCAGUUGUGAUGUCUUCCAGGGAUGCGGCCCUGAGGAGAACAAAGAGAAUGAACCAUUUGAAUUCAAAAAGCCAACAAAGCCUGCUUCUCGUACCAGUCUACGUACCUCUUCCCUUGAAGAUGAAGGGUUGAGGCAGGAGCCCGCCACAACACUUUUGUUUCAUAGUGGAAAAGCUGACAACUAUCAAGAAAGCUUCAGUCCAGCAUUCCUGAGGCCGCUGUCUCGAGGGGCCUCAGAAACUGAGGAAGAUGAUGACGAUGAUGGAUUCUUAGAGAUAAUGGAUGGUCCAGAUGUCUGCAACGAUGGUGAGAUGCCCUCUGACGUGGCCAGCCUUUGGACAGCUCCUCUAGUCAUGAAGAAAGGGGACGAUGCCCAUAAUAAACAGUGCAGGUUGCUGGGCAUGGAAAGCGAGCCGUACAGCAUGGCCAAAGCUGCCCUGAAGAGAACGGGACGAUCCCCAGAAGAGAACUCUCCCUAUUUCAUCAAGAGGAAAAGAAACGUCUGCAAGGCAUCUUCUGAAGAACUAACGAGCCUGGUGCUGAUUGACCCAAACUCAUUGUUCGAGAACUCAACGGAAAUAGAGAGCAUUUUGGACAAUGACGCAAGGGAUCUUAUUGGAGAUUUUUCAAAGGCUUACCUUUUCCAUACUGUAGACGGGAAGCAUCAAGAUCUGAAGUAUAUUGACCCAGAAAUGAUUGUUGACGUGUUGAAUGGCAAGUUUUCAAACUUCAUUAAGGAGUGCGUGAUAAUUGACUGUCGAUAUCCCUAUGAAUAUGAAGGAGGCCACAUCAAGGGUGCUGUAAACCUUCACAUGGAAGAGGACGUGGAGGACUUUUUGCUGAAGAAGCCCAUCGUGUCAUCGGACGGCAAACGAGUCAUCAUCAUUUUCCACUGCGAGUUCUCUUCAGAGCGGGCCCCACGGAUGUGCCGAUUUGUGAGGGAGAGAGACCGACUUGGCAACAGCUACCCCACUCUGCAUUAUCCUGAACUGUAUGUUCUAAAGGGAGGAUACAAGGAUUUCUUCUUAAAAUGCAAAAGCUACUGUGAGCCCCAAGCCUAUCGCCCGAUGCACCACGAAGACUUCAAGGAAGACCUGCGCAAAUGCCGCACGAAGAGCAGGACCUGGGCUGGUGAGAAGAGCAAAAGGGAACACUACAGUCGCCUGAAGAAGCUCUGAGAGCCGCAAGAAGGGCAGCCAGAUUUAGCCUGCCUGCCUGCCCUGUGGGUGAAAGCGGGGACACGUUAACUUCUCCAUGUGCCUCGCAGGAAUUGUUCACUCCUUGCAUGGGCUUUGCUUCACCGUCUACUGAAUCACUUCAUGCAAGAACAAGCGGAGUCCACGGACUGCCAUAUUGCAGGCAUGAACCCUUCAGGCGUUUGCAUUCUGUCCAUGAAUCCAGGGUUUCCCCGUAUGCUUCUGAAGACAAUCCAUUUAAACAGUGUGUAUACAGGAAUCAGGGUAGCAUAUAACUGCCGAGCAGAGUGUCGAUCAUGAGAUUUUAAUGUCGAUUUUACAAAUUGUGCCUUUUUAUGUUAGUGCAGCCGGAUGAAGCUAAGUUACCUGUGACUGGGUUUCCCGGGUUGUGUCAUGGCCCUAAUUUUGUACAAGGGGCAAUGAGCAGGGAGGGUUUUUUUGAGACCUGACCCCACCCUCUGAGCCGCAGCUCUGAUCUUGCCAGCAUUUUCUUACCACACAGGAGUACAUGUGGCGGAGGGGUGUUGGAAGUAUUUUCGUGGAACGUGCAUUUGCUUCCUGUAAUGAAGUAUUUAUCUGCUGCCAAAGAGGAAGCUGUUUUAUCAUGUUCUAACUUAUUCUUGGACCUUGUCGUCCCCUUAAACUUAGUUGCUUUUUAAUGCGCAGGUGUGACAUUUCACAUGUGCAGCGCCUGGGGUGACCCUGGUGCCAAAACAGCCUGUCAGUGUUCAAAUGCAAACUGCCGUCCCUGCAUAUAUACAAUCACACUCCCUGUGUGCUCGGCUGUGAUUGUGGCAUACUUCUAGGGCAGCCUCAACCUCAUGCCCCCCAGAUAUUUUGGGCAGCAGUUCAGGCUGGGACAGGUGACUGUUACAGUUAGAACAUCUGGUGGGCAUCAGGUGGGCGCAAGCUGCCAUAGAAGGUAAAUCUGGCCUGGGUAGAUCAUGCUGUGUGCUUCUCCUUCCUCCAACUGUCCCCAACAGAGGUUUGCUAACCCUUUUUAAAGAAUUUGGCUCCCAAGUCACUCCCUCAUGCCUUAUUGGAAGGGUGCUGGGAGGUAGUGACACGGCUGUUUGAGGAGUGUGGGCCAAAACAAAUUCCAAACUGCUUUAAAUUGCUCUAGUUACCAGUGUAAACCCGGGGGGCAGAAGGAGAUGGAGUAGCUCAGAGACUAUGUUGUGCCUGGCCAGAAAGUAUUACAAGCCAGCUUGCUUCUAAACAUUAGGGGAGAACAAGUGUUUUUUAGGGGGAAUUAGUAUUGCAAGCUAUACUUUUCCGUAAUUGUGUUUUGGUCUUUGAAACAAGCCUUCAAAUAUUACAAGAAAUCAGUCAGUGGCUAAACUCAACCAUGAGGCUGGGACGUUUUCUGCUUCAUAUUUGUGCAGAUGUUUGGUUUUUGGCAAUGUUGUUCCAUAUGCUCAAACUCUUUGAGCUGUGAUGCAAUUCCAUGUCUGCAUCAGAUCUAAAAUACCACCCCCUGGUUUGUUUGCUCUGCUGUUACUUGGCCUCUGUGCAGGUGAUCAGCAGGUACCUCCAAACUGGGGUGGGAUUAGAAGGCUCACUUCAAUGCAAGCCAGUCCUCCCAUUCACUGGUGAGGAAGGCUGCAGUCUUCAAUAAGAGGUGGUUCUUGAACGGGGUGAAUUGCCGUAGCGGAAGUCCAGGCUUUUGCCCUUUCUGCGACAGGGACCAGCGGUCUGCCAGACCAUUCUACUGUUUCCUUGCUGGCUGCUUCCUGUGAAUAUUUAUUCCACCUCCCCAAAGCACACUUCCUGGUAUUUGGAUAUGUAUUGUUUGUUCAAGUUGCUGUUUGUCUUUUUAAUUUGACAUUUGCACAUAAUUCAUUUAAGGGUAGGAAAAACAGUGUGCUUUUUAAUGUAUUGUGAGUUAUUUGAAGGGCGACGGGGACAUUUUAAACGACCCUGGUCCUAAUAAGGGCCUUGGCUGAAACCACCUGCUUCUGUGGCCUCGGGAAAUAAAAUGCCCAAUACACAA